GAAUCUCCGAGAUAUUUAACCGCUAACGCCUGCUGGAGAGGCAUGUAAUAAUAUUUUCGAGUGAUAUCAACGAAGAUAUUCCCCAGGGUAUUUCGGAGCCGUUCAAAUACCGUCAUUUUAUCAUCGAGGCUAGAAGUUGCAUGAGGAACGAAUGCCGUUACAUCGUGUCCCUUUUUAGCGAGGCCCUGCGUCAGGGAUGAAGUUAUCGAGAGAUGGGACCUUCCAGGAAAGGGUAAUAGCACCAGAAUUUUGGCACCAAACCCCUCUCGCCCUAUCAGGCAGAAGAGAAAUAAAUUCGCGAGUAGACGCAUCUGGAAAACAAUAAGGAACACAUCGAAGUUUACUUGAAUUAUUUCUACUCAGUCUUUCAAAAUUUAAAGUCAACGAAACUCAACGAGUUUAGAUGACGCUAAUGACUAACAAUUAAUCUGAAUUACGUGAUUUGCUACAAAACACCAGGGGAUGGAACCUAUUCUUGUACAACAAUACCUGCCGGAGAAGAAUAGAAAAAAAACACCUAAAAUGAUCGAGAUUUAUUUUCCCCUCGAUCAUGGAAUAUUAAAAUAAACAAAUACGAUCGCAUGCUGAUUAUCUCGCAAAGGAAGCAAGCCGAUAAUCUGUUGAAUAAUUGCGAAAAAAAAAAAUCGUUAUGAGGGUCGCUACACUUUGACUUUGAAAAUUCUACGCAAAGUCGUUCGAUCCUCAUCAAUUCUGAGCGGCGUGAAAGAACGCUCCCUGUUUUCUUGUAAAGCUAAAAAGAUAAAUCAUAUCCAUAUUUAUAUAUUUAUACUGAAACUACCACAAUUGAAAAAAAAAAUUCUAAUUAUUUUAAUCGCAUUGAAUUCUCAGAAUCGCGUGCCCCUUGAUCUAAUUAUAAUGCGGAGUUAUAAAAUAGGUAUGUUUAAUAGGAGUACGGUAAUUUAUAUUAUUUUUCGGUGGAGUUAGUAGGUAUUUAGUUUUUUUUUGGUCUCGGUUUUUUUUUCUUCUCUUUCGUAAAGGUACAUGUUGUCUAGUUGUAUAUUCUCUGACAGGUAGGAAUUUGAUCGACUUUACCAUCUAACAUUGAAUUCAAGCCUGAAAAUUCUGGCGCAAUUGGCGCACCGGUAUAUUUUUUAGCAAGUUGUCCCGCCUUCCCCUCAACGCUGCUACCCUUUUUUAGGGGUUAGAAGCAACCCCCGUUAGAAACACGCGACAGUUGUUCUUUAAACUUGCAUCGACAAACAUCGGGUAAAUAACUGCUGAUCAGCUGAUUAAAAAAGAAGAAGCCAAGAAGUCUGGAAAAGACAGAAAAAGGUUGCAACUUCUGUCAAGUAUGCUGAAAGUACAGCGCAUCAAUAACAAUUGUUUUUGAUGAUAUAUUAUUAUUUUUAAUUCAAACUUGCAACAAACGUCAGAGACAUGACAUCGUUUCACGAGACGCAGGAUUUUUACAAAAAGAUGCUCGAACUGCAAGAAAGAUUGAGAAAAAGCGAAGAUGAGAGAAUGAAACUGGAAGAAAGAUUCAACCAACUUUCACAGGAAUCCAAAUCCAGGCGAGAAGCUUGUAUAAAUAACUUAAGGAUUCGUUACAUAGAAUUUCUCGAAGAACAACGAAUUCGGGACGAAAGAAACCACCAGAUUAUCGGAGCUUUGGAUAAGAUUGACGGUAGUCUGGCACGCAUGACGGCCAGGACCGAUCGUCUUGGCAUAUUGCGAAAACAGUACGAGGCAUACCUUCUUCGACUAUAUUCGAGCAGAAGAUCGGCGAGGGUCGGCGGGACGGGCGACAGUGGAUUGGGUAGCCACAACGAGGAGUCUCAAAAACCGAGCAAUAUUUUACCCCAGGCAAAUGUGAUUUCCGUGGGAAAUUCAGAACAUCGAUCUCCGGUUCCCUUGCAAACGCAUUAUCCACAGUUGUACGUAACACCGUCGAAUAUAUCGCAGUUUGAUGUACCUCGAUACAACUUGGCGCCGGGAAAUUUACCGCAAAUUAACGUCGUCCAACCACCUUAUGGACGCCAGGAUCAUUUGGGUAUUCAAGAAUUUCAUACCUCUAAAAAUAUUCAACAUCCAAACAUUUAUGACGUUGGUAAUCCGUCAGGUUAUCUUCAAAAUCAAAAUCGUUCGCCACGUAAAGAUCAAUCGCUGAUUCCUUCUCGAAUAAUUCCCUCGGGACAUCGGGAAGUUUUACCCGAAAAUUCCAAUCAGUUGCGAAAUUUGAGGGGAAUCCAUUCGGAGUUCCCCUCGUCGGAUUUCAAUACUGAAACUUUUGGGCCUAACGGACACAGUACGCCACUUCCGGGGUACUUGGAUUAUUCGAGUAGAUACGGCAGACAGGCAACUUCUGCUAAUGAAUCGGAAUUUUUGAAAAAUUCGCCAGGAUUUACUACGAAUGAUUUGGACAAUGUUAUAAUUAGAAACGAGCAGAUUUUGCCGAGAGAUUAUCUUCAUAAUUCUGAAAGUGUUGGACGCGCUUUGAAAACGCCCAACGCUAGUCGGAUGAAAGAUGACGAGCUUGAAGAUUACAUAAAAAGAAUCCGAAGUCUUCACAAGGAAAAUGAUCAGAGUUGCGCACUUGAUAUCGAAGAAAACACCAGCGGUGACCUUCUAAACGCCACUUUGUCCGAAGAUGGACCCGAAGAAUUACCUGCCCUCAAUUUUGACACUAAAAUGACAUUGAAACCACCGAAAAAAACAUUGACCGAUGAUAUUAGGGCGGUGCUUGCGUUGGCUGAUAAUUUUGUCGCAGAGACUGCGAUACUGGAAGACGAAUAUCUGCGGAAUGAGGAGUAUUUGAACGAUGGCAAAUUGCCCGACAAUAAUAACGACGGUGACAGAUAUGAGAAUUCAACCGGUAUGGUAAACCAGUGUUCGAAUUCCGAUGCUAAGAUACCAGAAAAUUCAUCUAUUUCCGCCACACAAAAUGACAUGCUUUCGGGCGCAGCUAAUUCAUCCUAUUUGAAUAACAUUCGAGAUCAUCAAUCUGCUGUAAGUGAAGGCGAAAAUAGGCCAGAAAUUAACAAACAAGAAAUUACGAAUCCAGAUACGCCGCCGUUUAAUAUCGAAGACGUUACGAAAGAUGCGAAAAAUAGCCGUCCCGCUUCGCAUUCUACCGGCGAUGAGUAUCGGAAUAUUCAAAGCAAGAAUUUUGGAGGCCUUGAACGAAACGCUGCAGAUGUUGGAGGCACGGAUAAAAUCAUCGCAACACCGGAAGUCCACGAGGACAUCGAAGGAGACAAAGUGACCUUGGUAGAAGGAGAACAAGUAAUCGGUGUCGUGAGGGAACUGCAACCGCAAGGUUUAAAACAUUAUGAGAAAAAUUAUGUUGAAAUUUGCGAACAAGAACCUGAUGGAGCGGGUGAUAAAAAACGCAUCGACAACGGCGUGUCGGAAUCGCGAAUAAAUGAUGAUGAGAGAAUCGAAAAAAAGAUCAUGUCGCAAGAAUCUGCGAUUGACCAGGCUCCAAAAAGUGGAGAGGUUCGUAACGUGGACGGGCAAAAAGGUUCAGGCACUCUGGACGGUACAGAAGAUGAGCGGCAGAUUCGAGAUGAGUCGAAAAGUAAUUACAAAGAUCAGUCGAACGACGAAGCUGAACCUCCAAGAACCGUGGGAGAUAUCCACGAUGCAAAUUCUUACAGUGAAACUUUGGACCGAGAUACUAGACGAAAUGAUGAAUUUAAUCGCGUACAGCAGCAACUUGAAGAUUAUCAGAGCUCGGGAUUGGAGCAAACGCAUGAAACUAAUGAUCAGGAUUAUCACGAUGGACAACAAUAUCAGACGUUGGACACGAAUCAGUUACAUUAUUCGCAGGAUUCUGAUCACCAGUUUUUAGGAGAACAGUCAGAAGUGAAGGAUGAUAAUGGAGGAUAUACGGAUUAUCGGAAUGCAGAAUAUACAACUGAUCCAAAUGUGGAUUAUUCAGCUGAUCCCAAUGAACAAUAUUCAACUGAUCCCAACGAACAAUAUUCAGCUGAUGCGAAUGCGGAUUACGAAACUAAUCCGAACGCACAAUAUCCAAUUGAUCCAAAUGGGGAAUAUGCAACUGAUCCAAAUGGGGAAUAUGCGACCGAUCCAAGUGGGGAAUAUGCAACUGAUCCAAAUGGAGAAUAUGCACCCGAUCCAAGUGGGGAAUAUGCAACUGAUGCGAGGGCGCAAUAUCCAGUUGAUCCGAAUGGCGAUUACCCGCCAGAUCCAAACGCACAAUAUGCAAAUUAUCCAGUGGAUCCAAACGAUCAAUAUGGUUAUUAUCAGGAUCAGCAGUACGAGGGGGAUCCCAAUGCGGGGGAUUAUGAUCAAGACGUGAGUGGUCAGCAGUACGAUUAUGGAGGCGGUGAUGGUCAAGGUUUCCCACAGGAUCCAAACCAAGAAUCAUACGGCCACGAUGAUCCGAAUCUCCAGGGAUAUAACAACGAACAGCAGCAACAGGAAUACGAAGGAAAUGAGAUUUAUGACGAUAAUCAGCCUGGUGCUGUUGUUGCAUCAGGAGAAACGAUGGAUGCUGAUGCGGACCAACAGUUUCAAAGUGAAUUAUACCAAAACGACAAGCCAACAGAGUUGUCAAGUGCAGCUGUAAUAUCUGAAGAACGAAUAAACCAAAUAAACCCAGAAGUAAUUCCUAGUGAAAAUGAAACUGACGAUGAGGCGAAGGGAAAAAAUUCUUGCGACGGAACAAAGAAGAAUAAAGACGUGAUAAGGGCUUUAUUAGAAUCAGAUACCGACAGCACGAUAGAAAGAAAUCCAUCGAACAAUACGGAAAGCGAUUUCGAUUUCAAUUAAAAUGAUAGUAUCAUAAUAAUAACCAUGUGUUUUAUUGAGCUGCAUACAUGAAAAAAAAAUUCAUAGGAUGUACAAAUAUACUACAAUAUAUCGUUAUAAAUUGCGUGUACAUAUAUUUUAAGAAAUAUUUAUCUGUAAGAUGUAAUUAUAGGUAUAUUUAUAUGUAAGUAAUAAAACUAUGUUAUUUUAUUCGUUA
Athalia rosae (coleseed sawfly) is the source of this 4951-nucleotide messenger RNA. RefSeq lists its product as uncharacterized. Lineage: Eukaryota; Metazoa; Arthropoda; Insecta; Hymenoptera; Athaliidae. The transcript is spliced from 7 exons. The record is from RefSeq and is a predicted model, not a curated record. The coding region runs from base 1399 to 4755 and encodes 1118 amino acids.